AUGUCCCUUUCUGCAUGCAAUGCCGUUGUGAACCCAUCCUUUGAAUCUGGUGUUCUAUACCCCUGGGUCCCUUCUGCUGUGAACGUAGCCAAAGUGAGCACUGGCACAAAUGCCUACGGUGGUGAAUACUACCUCAAUCUUCAAACUAGCGUCGGCGGCCGCACAAACUCCAUCUCCCAAACCCUCGAUCACCUGACUCCUCACGCCGAAUAUGAUUUCAACGUAGGAGUUCAGGCAGUAUCAACAGGCGCGUCCUAUUGCUCACUUUAUGUCUUCAUGGGCCACAAUUCAACGACUGGCGAGAUCAAAGACUCGAUUUUGUUCAAUUUUGGAGAAUGGACGUCUCUUAGUGGAACGUUUGUGCCGAAGAAGUCGACGCAGACUUUGACUCUUAUUGCUGGAUGUGACUUUGAGGAUUCCUCUCUUAUAGGCAGUGUUCUGCUUGACGAUGUUAGCUUUACUAAAGCUGGGCAGUGCGGAUCUGCUUAG
Molecule: messenger RNA, 489 nt
Organism: Penicillium taxi
Lineage: Eukaryota; Fungi; Ascomycota; Eurotiomycetes; Eurotiales; Aspergillaceae
Product: carbohydrate binding domain-containing protein
Exons: 2
Coding region: 1-489 (162 amino acids)
Molecular function (GO): hydrolase activity, acting on glycosyl bonds
Source: RefSeq, a predicted model, not a curated record